Molecule: messenger RNA, 1683 nt
Organism: Scedosporium apiospermum
Lineage: Eukaryota; Fungi; Ascomycota; Sordariomycetes; Microascales; Microascaceae
Product: ATP-dependent RNA helicase DHH1
Exons: 2
Coding region: 1-1683 (560 amino acids)
Biological process (GO): P-body assembly; cytoplasmic stress granule assembly
Cellular component (GO): cytoplasmic stress granule; P-body
Molecular function (GO): ATP binding; RNA helicase activity; mRNA binding
Source: RefSeq, a predicted model, not a curated record
AUGACGGACGCGCUUGCAGAUAAGCUUAAUACCAUUCAGAUUGGGUAUGCUUCGAAUCUGUCGCCCCCGGCUCUCCAGAGACAUCCCCCUUUGUCCGUCGACUCGCUAACGAGCCCUAGUGACGGCACCAACGAUGAUUGGAAGAAGGCGUUAAAGAUACCUGCCAAGGAUGGCAGGAAACAGACUGAGGACGUUACGAACACCAAAGGCCUCGAGUUCGAAGACUUCGGCCUUAAGCGAGAUCUACUGAUGGGCAUCUUCGAAGCCGGAUUCGAGAAGCCCUCCCCCAUCCAAGAAGAAGCCAUCCCCGUCGCUCUCACUGGACGAGAUAUCCUUGCUCGAGCCAAGAACGGCACCGGAAAGACAGCCGCUUUCGUAAUCCCCGCCCUCGAAAAGAUCAACCCCAAGGUCUCCAAGAUUCAAUGCCUCAUCCUCGUCCCCACCCGAGAAUUGGCCAUGCAGACGUCGCACGUUUGCAAGUCAUUGGGAAAGCACCUUGGUAUCAACGUCAUGGUCACCACUGGAGGAACCGGACUUCGAGAUGACAUUAUCCGACUUCAAGACCCUGUCCACAUAGUAGUGGGAACACCCGGCAGAAUUCUCGAUUUGGCAGGCAAGAAUGUCGCCGAUUUGAGUGAAUGCCCGAUGUUUAUCAUGGAUGAAGCCGAUAAGCUCCUCUCGCAAGAGUUCACCCCCGUCAUCGAGCAGCUCCUGCAGUUCCACCCCAAGGACCGCCAGGUCAUGCUGUUCUCCGCCACCUUCCCGCUGUCCGUCAAGGACUUCUCCGACAAGAACAUGGUCAGCCCCUACGAGAUCAACCUCAUGGACGAGUUGACGCUGCGGGGUAUCACCCAGUACUACGCCUUCGUCGACGAAAAGUCCAAGGUCCACUGCCUGAACACCCUCUUCUCCAGGCUUCAGAUCAACCAGUCCAUCAUUUUCUGCAACUCGACCAACCGCGUCGAGCUUCUCGCCAAGAAGAUCACCGAGCUGGGCUACUCGUGCUUCUACAGUCACGCCAAGAUGGCCCAGCAGGCUCGUAACCGAGUCUUCCACGAUUUCCGAAACGGCGUCUGCCGAAACCUCGUCUGCUCCGAUCUCCUCACCCGUGGUAUCGAUAUCCAAGCCGUAAACGUCGUCAUCAACUUCGACUUCCCCAAGAACGCCGAAACCUACCUCCACCGCAUUGGUCGAUCCGGCCGAUACGGCCACCUUGGUCUGGCUAUUAACCUGAUCAAUUGGGAUGACCGAUUCAACCUGUACAACAUUGAGCGGGACUUGGGCACCGAGAUCCAGCCCAUUCCCCAGACCAUUGACAAGAGUCUCUACGUCUACGAAAACCCCGAAACGAUUCCCCGCCCCAUCUCGACUCUGAAGCCGGGCGUCAACAGCACGGCGAAGCCUAAUGCGCCCCAAAACUUCAACGGCCAGUCGCAAGACCAGGCCCAGCCUGCCCAGCAGCGCUCCCAACACACUCACCACCAGCAGCAACAGCCUGCUGGACCCGCCCCUAACGUCAACUGGCAGACCCAGAACCUCACUCAGAACGGGCCCAGUCAUUACCAGAGCAACCGUGGUCGCGGUCGCGGCCGAGGCUACCAUGGCCAAGGUCGUGGUCGGGGUAGCUAUAACGGCGGCUACGGCCGAGGCCGAGGCCAAGGCCCCGCCAUCCAACAAUCCUAA